AACAUUGUACUCAACUGGCAAGGCAUCAAAAGAGAUGAGCAAGAGAGGAGGGACUGCACAGACAAGAGAGGAAACCACGUUGUCCCAUAGCAAAGCUGAACUCAUCGUCAUGUCACUUAAGAAGACACUUCGCAAUCAUGAUGUGAGUUGAUUCCUUAUUCUAUUGGACGAGUAGUGGCUAAAUACGGGUGUCUACCAACUUCAGAAAUGAUUCGAAUUAAUAACACACAGUAUCCCCACUUCCUGGAGCAGGCGGAUGCUCUGCGACGCUCAGGAACUCUCUGUGAUGUGAUCAUCUCUGUGAAGAGUCACACAUUCAAAGCUCACAGGCUCGUACUGGCGUGUGCUAGCAGAAGACUAGCACAGCAGCUAUCCAAAGAUGACAUAGACAGCCCAUCCUGUUGUACUCUGGAGCAUUUCUCGCCUCACACCUUCCAGCAGAUCCUGGACUUCACCUACAACCAUACCCUUGAGGUGCCUGAAGAAGAUUUGUGUUUGUUGCUAAGAGCUGCCCAGCUGCUGGACAUGCAGCUGCUGGCUGACCAGUGCCGCAAACAACUGGAUACACUCAACCAAAGGGACAGAGGGGACGACAGAAAAGAAGAUAUUGAAAGUGAAAAUGAAGAAGAAAAUAAUCAUGCUCUAGAGAAGGAUUCAAAGAAGAAGGAACUUGCUCACGACAACAAAAUUCAAGGCAAUUAUUCCACAGAGGAAAAGGUCAACAAAACCAUUGUAGCUGAAAAUCAUUCAACCUAUGUUUGUGCAGAAAACCACAACAAUUCAUCAUGCCCAAGACAAAAGCCCAGACUUUCCCCAAUACCAACAACACCCGACUCUAGACACAUCAGCGUCAUCACCAGGCCAGUAACCAGCUGUUCUUCUGUCCUUCCUGCAUGCACUUUCCCCACUAACAAGUGGACCCCCGCGAGAGCUUAG
Molecule: messenger RNA, 936 nt
Organism: Cynoglossus semilaevis (tongue sole)
Lineage: Eukaryota; Metazoa; Chordata; Actinopteri; Pleuronectiformes; Cynoglossidae
Product: zinc finger and BTB domain-containing protein 16-A-like
Exons: 2
Coding region: 208-936 (242 amino acids)
Biological process (GO): regulation of transcription by RNA polymerase II
Molecular function (GO): RNA polymerase II cis-regulatory region sequence-specific DNA binding; DNA-binding transcription factor activity, RNA polymerase II-specific; protein binding
Source: RefSeq, a predicted model, not a curated record